Messenger RNA from Lizanozyma spartinae, 1104 nucleotides. RefSeq lists its product as uncharacterized. Lineage: Eukaryota; Fungi; Ascomycota; Pichiomycetes; Serinales; Debaryomycetaceae. Bases 1 to 1104 code for a protein of 367 amino acids. The transcript has a single exon. The record is from RefSeq and is a predicted model, not a curated record.
AUGUUGGGACUCCUCAGACGUCAAGGAUUGAAACUCCAGGUCUCAACUUCUAGGGGUUUGGCUACUGCUUCUUACAGUACCAAAGCUCCAAAGCAAGAGAACAAACCUGACGUUUCACUGGAAGCUAGUUCACCAUUUUUGAAUGAUAUUUUGGCUAAAAUUGCCAGAAUUGAUAAGACAAUUGCUGCUAAGAAGGCCGAGUUGCAGCAGACUUCUGUCAAAGGGAAGCAGCAGAAUAGAAGGAAGCCAACUAAUGGUGAUUCGAAUCAACAAACAAAAGCCCCACAUAAUAGAAAACAAGAUGGAUUGAAGCCAAAACACCAAGAAACUUCUAAGCCCAAGUCUAAGCAAGAGCCAUCCAAAAUUCCAUCCAAACCAGCCAACAUAAAGGUUGCUGAUCACCCAUUGUUUGCAAACAAGUUCAGAGCAAGAGAUCAAAGCGAAAGAGCAGCAAAAGGUGACGAAGGGUUCAAGCCAAGAGGUCAAAGAAGAACAAGGGGACAACAAUCCUAUCAAAGAUCAAACCAAACACAACAACAAUCAGGUGAAUCAAGGGGUCCUCGUCAACAAAGAUCCAGAAGACAACGUGAUAGAGCACCUAACUCCAACAACACCUCGUCAUCAUUUGAGAAGAAAGUGGCUACUAAACAAUUAAAGGCAUCCACCUACGUUCCUACCAUUGAUGGUUCUACUUUCUUCUACGGUAAAGUACCUUCAGUUAACAUUAGUACUCUGAGUAGAGUUGCAUCUGUGAAUAAGUUGGCUUUACUUAAACUGAACUACCCUUAUUUGUUACCUCGUUCGAUUAUCAACAACUUACCCAAAAGAGCACCUAGAUUCAUUGCUUCUCAGAGCUCCUUUACCACCAACAUUGACCCUGAAUUUAUUGCUGAUAAGGUGCGCUCUGUAGUUAAGGGAGAAGCUCAAUUAUUGCCUAAUACCAUGCAAGGGAAGGUGUGGGAUGAAUCUAGUGCCAAAUCGACUAUUGUGGAAUUGAACAAGAAUGUUACUCUUUCCUACGCUGACAAAAGACGCAUGUAUGAGAUUACUACUGGUAUUAAGAACACAAAGGAGCUAUUCCCUACUGCUAUAUGGAAUAAAUAA